This is a messenger RNA of Penaeus chinensis, 4139 nucleotides long. RefSeq lists its product as uncharacterized. Gene Ontology annotation, molecular function: peptide binding; G protein-coupled receptor activity. Gene Ontology annotation, cellular component: membrane. Gene Ontology annotation, biological process: G protein-coupled receptor signaling pathway. NCBI's taxonomy places the organism in Eukaryota, Metazoa, Arthropoda, Malacostraca, Decapoda, Penaeidae. The transcript is spliced from 3 exons. The coding region runs from base 571 to 2820 and encodes 749 amino acids. The record is from RefSeq and is a predicted model, not a curated record.
CACUCAUUCUCUUACUGUUCGUGUGUUUAUUCGCGCUUAACCUUCUUGUUUUGUGUGGCUACUUAUGUUAAUAAGGGAAAGAAAUAUGUGCAAGCUGUUUGGAGCGAGUCGGUUACAGAAGUGGAUCCUUGAAUGAAACGCUUGACAACAAAUAUAAACAAAGGCAGAAAUCUCUCAAGACUGUGCGAUUCUCAAGUUCAAACUAAACACGAGUUAUGGCAAAUGUUCCCUAGGUGUGUCCGGAUGGCCCAGCAGGAAGCGCGACUGGCUACGCCUGAAGACCUGUCCACAAGAACCCAAGAAUGACGUCAAGACCUGACCCGCCCGAUGGAAUGGUCUCUCGCGAUGUCUUCUGCUGCGCCCUUGAACACUGCUGCCUUCGCAAGACACGGUGUAAAUCUUUCUUUAAAUAAUGCCAGUCGGGGUAUACACACCGCCUUUGAAGGACUGGCUAACUGGCAUAAGAAAAGUUCUGAAAUACUUGAAAAUCAGUGGACAUACAUUCUUUGACUGAACGUUAUUUGAACUCAAGACUUUUGAUCUGAAGACGAAGACAGAAAGUAUCUCACGAUGUGUGAGGGCUAUCAGUUCAACCUCGUCUUCGACUUCGAGUGGAUCAACGGGACUCUGGUGCCCACCGUGAGGCCCGUCCUGAAACCCUGUCCUGAGGAUCCUCGGCCCAUCAUCGCCGGGGUGUUCCUCUCUCUCAUCUUCGUCGGGGCGUUCUUGCUGAACAUGGUGGUGGUGGUGACGGUGGCGACGAGUUACACACUCAAGAGGUUCCUCUAUUGCCAUAUCCUCAUCAACCUCUGCGUUACGUGCAUGAUCGACUGCAUCUUCAACCUCACCAUCUCCAUCGGCUAUGUGACGUCGGCGCCCUGGAGGUUCGGGUACUCAAUGAGCUUCUUCAAUGGCUUCACGAUCAAUAUGCUUAACAGCGAAAUGGGGUUCGCCGUUUUGCUGUUGGCCAUCGAUCGACUCGCUGCAGCCAAGAAGUAUACGCGUUACCUAAACCUGAAUGAAUGCAAAAUAGGGCUGGUGAUUGGCUUCACGUGGGUGGUUGCCUUUGCGCUGGCUUCACCCAUCGCGUGUGGCUUCAUCUUCAGCAUACCUUAUAGGAAUAGGUAUUCCUGUUCGGUCGCGGACCCACACGAUGAUUAUUACCUGAUCGUCCACUUUAUCUUGGUCGUUGUUUUCUCCACCAUAACCUUGAUCGUCCUUAUGGUGAUCACGUCCGUGACCUUCCAUCGGGAACGCAGGAAACAAAAAAAGAUCAAAGGCAACCAGACAAUGGGCUAUUUCGACCAAAUCCUGAUGACGCCUUAUUUUAGGACCGAGUUUUAUCCCGCGGUUUUCUCCAUCUGCAUCACAGUGGCCUACUUGCUUCUGUGGCUUCCCUUCACCGUGACCACGACCAUCGGGCCCAUGAUCUCGCAGCACUGGGCGAACGAGACAACCGAAGAGUCGAACAGUGAUUCUUACAGCAUCUUUGACCCAAAGGAUCGAGACGGGAUCAAGAGACGGGCGAUGCUGGACGAGAGUCAACUGUUUUCCCUCAAUAACACGAUGAGUCCGAAUGUGACUUCUGAAAUGGCCAGCAAGAUGAACAACAUGACCAUGAACGAAAAUCUCAUUCCAGAGGUCGUCGACACACCUGUCUCCGACACGGUGUUCAUAUGGUUCCGUUAUAUCUUCGAUAUUGUAGUGCCAAUUCUAGUAUUCAUAGUCUUGAAGGAUGUGCGGGCCAAGUGCGAAAGCCUCAUAAUGUGCUGUAGGCCCAACUCCGUUGACGUGGCGUCGCCCAAGCCAAUGAGGCCUCCUUAUCUGAAGCAGAUGUCGACUCCCGGCACGGCGGAAAAGGAGUCGGGAUCCAAGCCAAAGAAGCAGAAGGGCAGCGGCAAGAACACCAUCGGAUUCAAAACGCCAAUUCUAUUCGCCACCUCCGAGGGCCUGCACAUUAGGACGGUGGAGGAGACUUACCUUGACAUGAUUGACAACAAGCCCCUCAUAGGCUUCAGUCGGCAGAACACGUCCGAACCUGUCUUUACCUACGAUUUAUGCGACGUCAUGCUCGGCUACGAAGACCUCACGGACUUCGACGGGCAGUACCACAUCGACGACGACGACAACUACGACAGGGACUCCAUCGCGGCGGACCUGGCCCAGAGCAACCCUGUGGUGAUGGGCGCCAACAGGGCCGCCAUGGGCCAGAAGCCACAGAUCAUCAGCGAGGACGAGGACGACAUUCCUCCCGACGUGGAGAUCCGGCCGCCGACGCCGCCGAAAGUUCAGAUCGUCGGAAACGAACCGGCCGUGAACCUCGGCGACGACGUGGACGUGGACGCCAAGAGAAACAAGAAGGGCAAGAAAGUGGUGAGGUUCGCCACGAUGCUGAACGAGGAAAUCCCCCGCCUGGACAGUCCCGACAGCAGCUCCCUCCUCGACUCCUCCAGCGCCAGCGCCGGCUCCAGCGACUCCGGGAUCAUGGCCGACAACGAGCGCUCGUCCGCCACCCCUCACGACGAGGACAGGAAACCUAGGUUCAGCGUGAACCGGAGCCGGAACGCCCAGAGGUCUCCCGCGGGUUCCGAACCGAACCCGCCUCCGAGGAGGCCUCAGCCACCCGCCAAGAAGGGCCCCUCGGCGCCCAAGAAGGUCAUCGCCUCGAAGGUUCGGAACAUCAAGAGUCGACACAUGCAGAACAUGAACGGCUCGCUCUCGUCGCUGGAGGGGCAGUCCGCGCAGGCCGGCAGAAGGUUCUCCAAGCCCGGAGCGAAGCCCGAGAGCUCAUCUUCGUCCAAGAACGCCCCGAAAAGAUAGCAGAAGGGGACACCCCAGCCUGCAGAUUUUGGGCCGCGUGCGACAGAGCAACCCGACAGACCGAAGUGGAGAGACUGAGGACUCGGGUGUCUCUUGGAAGCCUCGCGGAGCCAACUUUCAGGCGGGUGUCCAAGGAAGGCUGCGGGGGUUUGGCAAUAGGGUUUCCUCCGGGCGAUGAUGCAGGUGAAGACAGCAGCGGUGGACUCGUGAGAAAUACAGCAUGCGAAGAAAGGAACAAAGUGUAUAUGUAUAUUUAUAUAUAUGUAUAUAUAUGUAUAUAUGUAUACAUACACACAUAUAUGUGUGUUUAUAUAUAUGUAUAUAUGUAUGCAUGUAUGUAUGUAUGUAUGUAAGUAACAAAGAUUAUUCGCCAAGCCGUCGGAAAGACAAUAAUCAUAUAUCAUCGUAAUUUCUGAACACGGUGCCAGAAAGCUUGCAGGCUUACCCAUUUUACCCUUGUGACAUCAAUAGCAACACGCACCAAGUUGCACGGAAACUGAACAAUGUAUGUGUCAAAUGACGUCGGCACCAGGAGUGUACUGGCACCAGCUAAUGCCUGCAACUUGUGGAGAAAAAGUCUGUACCCAGAGCUCAUAUAUGAAUAUAUUUCUUCUUAUAGUGAUGUGGUAAAAAGGCGAUGAAGAAUAAUGAUAAUCUAUAAAGAUAUUGAAUUGUGAUAGAAAAUUGGCACCAUCCAUACAGUAUUGGUAUACCUUUUCCCCUUAAUGAUUAUGCGGUUUCACGAAGGAUAUAGUAUAUGAUAUUUCCUGCAGCAUGCAAAAUUGCAAAUCAUUAAACAUGAUAAUAUACAAUGUUUGUGAAAACUCACCUAAAUUCUUCACAUUUCACGAAGGAAAUAUAAAAGCACAUCACUCGGUCGGGUUCAGUCACAUAAACACCUGACAUGUAUGAAUGUUUUAGUCGAAAAUAUACUGUAAUCUUAUGCUGAAGUAAGGUUCAUAUUAUAUUACUAUUCUUUGGUGAUACAGUGCGAUGGUGCCUGUUAUAUGUACCGGUUGUUUUAUGCCGAAGAGUUGAUAUUUUAUGAUAAGCGAAUGCUAAUGAAGAAGUACGAUAUUCAACGCACAGUGCAAUGACAAUCGCAAGGAUGUUGCUAGUCAUUGAAUCAUGUGAUAAACAUUCGAAUUUUAGAGGAGAAAGAAGGAGUCUUGAGUUGUUGCCAAUCAUUAUGUUUAGUUGAACUUUACUAAAGGAGAGAUGAUAUAUGUGAUGUGGGUGAAGGUCGUAACCUUGAAUCUCAACAAUUUACUGAAUGUACAAAUAUGUGUGAUUAAAAUAAUAAACACUCUUAAAGAGAA